Molecule: messenger RNA, 844 nt
Organism: Columba livia (rock pigeon)
Lineage: Eukaryota; Metazoa; Chordata; Aves; Columbiformes; Columbidae
Gene: DPM2
Product: dolichyl-phosphate mannosyltransferase subunit 2, regulatory
Exons: 4
Coding region: 105-359 (84 amino acids)
Biological process (GO): GPI anchor biosynthetic process
Cellular component (GO): dolichol-phosphate-mannose synthase complex; endoplasmic reticulum membrane
Molecular function (GO): enzyme regulator activity
Source: RefSeq, a predicted model, not a curated record
GGCCGCCUCCAAUGAUUGGUCGCAGCCGGCAGAGGGGAGGGUGGGGCUGGCGCAGCGCUCGCUGAUUGGUGGCUGCUCCCGGAGCGGCGAGGCUGCCGGUCGCCAUGGCCACGGUGACGGACCGGCUGGUUGGAUUCUGCUUGGUCGCCUUCAGCCUCCUCCUCUUUGUGUACUACACCUUCUGGAUCGUCAUCCUGCCCUUCAUUGACAGCAACUACGGGAUCCACCAGUACUUCUUGCCUCGGGAGUUUGCGGUUAUCAUCCCUGUGGUGGCUGGGCUGGUGCUGCUGCUGUUUAUAGGCAUUUUUAUAAUGGUCAUGAUGUGGAAGAGCAGGAAGCCUGCCCAGAAAUCGGACUGAAGGCCCAGCUGAGGGAAACGAGGGGAAGAUGCCCGUGCUGCAGUGUCACAGCCAGGAAAGGGUUUGCUGGCAGCACUCACAGCCCCUGCAGAGCACCCGGCACUGAGGGGGCUGCAUGCUCCCACCUCCCUUCCCACAGAGACAAAACCACUUGUAAUUUACAACUUAUGGACCAAAGGGACACAAAACUGACCCCCAGGGCUCAUCAAGAGAGGGACCAGAGCCCUGGCUGCCAGGGACCUGCUGCGCUUUGGCCUGCGCUGGCGGGAGGGGCUGGGGGGUCCAGCAGCUGUAACUGCCGGAGCACAAGUCGAGCUCUGGCGCCUGCUCACUGCCCGGCCUCUGGGUGAUCUUUCCCGUCUGCUCUUGCUGUGGCCAGUAGUUUGUUCCUUCUGGGGUUUUUUAAACGUUUACAUAUGGUUGGGGGGGCGGGACUUAAUUGGAUUUAUGAAGGAGAGGAAAUAAAUGUAACUGAGUUUGGAAAA